UCUAUUACAGACUUGUAGAAUUUCUUUCUAUAUUUUAGAUACCGAAAACGAAAAAUACAUUCCUUGUCCUAUUUUUUAAAAGUUUACAGAAAAGCUUGUACACCUCCUACUCUAGGGCCUGGUGGUCACAUGGCUCCAAGGCCCCCUGGUCAUAAUCCUGUGUUCCUCAGUGUCUGAGACUCACAAGUGGGGGUGGGGGGGGACCACUGGUCUAGAGAAGGGUGUUCAGUCCAAAUGCUCACCUCCUGCUUCUCUGACCUCUGUUACCUCCUCCUCUCUCUUCUUUUGCUCAGGUCAUUAUCUUCCCAGCCAUUUGUGCUACUGAACAACACUUGGGUCCCUUUGCCUGCAGCAGUAAAGCCAACCUCCUGACACCAGGUGGUGGUGAAGGAAAGUGCAGAGUUUAACGGGAGGCUCCAGAUAAGGAGUCCAGGGCAGCUUAUGCUCUAAAAGACCAAACUCCUUGACGGGUUUCAGGAAAGCUUUUUUAAAGGCAAACUGAAGGAGGACUUGCGUGAUCAGCUUGAAUACAGUUCUCUGACUGGUUGACCUUGAAGUCACAGGGUGGGGAAACAGGGGUUAAUAGCAUUAACCAGUCAGUCUGAGGACUAUGGGCUCACAGUCACUAUGUAGUUAACUUCUGUUUCAUGGGGACUUUAGCAUCUGUAACAGAACUCUGGAAUAUGCAUCACAUACUGUUACCUAUGUACUUCAGGGAGGAACCAAAGAUUCUGUGACUGCCAUAUGACAGAUUUCCUCUUUAAAUUGUUGCCAAUCCUCCUGGCCCAACUGAUAUUUUUGUCACUACAUGUUCGCAUCCUUGCAAUAAUUAAUUCUUGAGCCAGGCUUUUGUGACUUGAGAGAGAGCUAGGAGACUAUUUUCUGCAAACAAGAGGCAGGCAGUGGACGUGGUGGAAGAGGUCUGUCCCAGAAACACCUGAUAGCAUCCUGCUCAGUCUCUCUGCCACCCCAGCUCACUGUAUUCCAAGUCUAACACGUGGGGCUGCUUGUCAGGCAGGUCUCGACCAUGUCUAGAAUAUGCUUCGAUGGGGAUACCAUCCAUUGCUGAAAGUUAUCAACAAACAAAGUCUAAUAAGAAUAGAAAAGAGUUGUAAUUGAGCCAAACUGAGUACAACAGCCCAGAAGACAGACUCUCCUAAGGCUGUGGUUUUCAUCACAGUCAGAACAGAGAACAUCUAAUAAGUCAGGGAUCCCCUGAAUGCAGGUUUUAAGAAACCAGAUCAGCACGUAACAUGGUGAGACAGUAUGGCCUUGGCUCCUGUUGAAUGAGUCUUGUCCCUGAAGGAGAACCAGCAUUGGUGUUCCAGGAAGGGGGGCAUUUUGUCUCUAUUUGUAGUGUUCAGAGUCUUUAUUUCUGGUCAACGAGUCCUUUGCUUUAAUGAUUAAAGCAGGUGUACAAUGUACAUUUGAUAGGUCACAAACAGGCUGGUAGCCUAAAGUUUGAGUUCCAUUAUGUGUAAGCCAGAAGGACCUGCCCACACCUCAAAAUGGGAGCAUUUCUUUUCUCACCAUGUUCACAGAUUAGAAUCGAAAAGGGAUGGUGGGGAAACUCAGGCAAACCUCUUACUUUAGAUAAACAUGACCUCUCCCUGCUCACCUCUGCACCUGCCCUCCUCUGGGUGGGGCUGUGUUCCCUCAGAUGGCAGCUCCCUCUAGUGGUGGCUGCAGGGAGGAGAGGCCAGACUCCUUUCCCUUCAGGUUGCUGUGAAGGAGGCCAUGGCCCUGAGGGGGGUCCUGGGUUCCCAGAGCUCCGAGCUUUGGUCCUGGGCUCCCACCCACGGGCCCUAGUGCAAUGCUGGGCUGGAGAGCCAGGGCUCAAACCCACAGCUUUGGCAUUGUUAUCUGGGUGCCCACUCCUUGCCUUUGGAGUUUAAGGAAGGCACUGGAUUUCCUGAACCUUAAAUUUCUCAUCAAAAAAUGGAGUUAUCUCUAGGACCCACUACUCCAGAUAUGCUCCCGAACUGAGAAUUCUUCAGCUUCAGUCAGGUGACAUGGUGUCUCUACUCUGUAGGACAUAACACCUCACUGGGGUCUGAAAGUACCUUGUAAUAAAACAUAUUGGUAUUUCUGCAAGUGUAGUUUUGAACAUUCCCACUAAGUCAAUUAAACAAAGACCAUUAAUUUUCUCAUAUUUGUUUAGGUCAAAAUUUGUCACAAAACAAUUUUUUUUAAAAAAUUCAUUUUCAGUUUUGAGAGACUUGAAGUUCUGGGAUUGUAGAUAAGGACCCUCCUACCCUGUUUCUCCAUAGAUAAUGGCAAAACCUAGAAGAGGCAACAAAUGUUCAUGGUGCGAGGUUUGAGAUAAUACCAGUCUCCUGACAAGGCCAAGGGUGACGGGUGGGGAGCAUCAUUCUGGAGCAGCUGUGUCGUUACCCAAGCGUCUGAGCCAAUGCUUCAAACUCUGCUGAUCCUGAGCCUGAGCUACCACAGGUCCCUGAGCCUCUUCCAAGCAUCUGACUGAAUCCAUCUCCAGAGUCGAUUUUUCUCUGAUGAUUCCUCAGCAAAGACCACUGGCAUUCCUGUGACCUCAACCUGCCUGAACAUCACAACUACCAUGUCCACCUGGUUGAUAUACUCGGACCAUGAGUUUGUGGACUGCUGCCUCCAGCGGAUGCAGCUGUUCUCCACUUGUGUGGCCUUCUCCCUGGUGGCUGACAUGGGCAUUGGGCGGGGGGCGGUAGGUAACUGGACCCUGUCCAUCUGGUGCUUCUGUUUUGCUGUGACUCUCAUCAUCCUUAUACUCCAGUUUUGUGAGUUCCCGUCCCGUUUCCCUUUCUUCUGGUACAAAUUUUCCGUCACCUAUGCCUGUUAUGCUGCUCUCCUCUGUCUCUCUGCCUCCAUCACCUAUUCCAUCACCUAUGUCCAGUUCCUGCCUUAUGGGCCUUACCGAGACCGGGCCAUCACUGCCACUGCAUUCUCCUGCAUCGCGUAUGUGCUUUAUGCCAUGGAAGUAGCAGAAAUCUGGGACUUGUAUAAGCUCAAUAGUGUCACCUGCUAUGUGCUCACUGUGCCAGGCCUGCUGAAGAUGCUGGAGACCUUCACGGCCUGUGUCAUCUUCGCCUUCAUCAGCAACACCUCCCUGUACCAGGACCAGCCGGCCCUGAGGUGGUGCGUGGCCGUGUACACCAUCUGUUUCCUCCAUGCCACCGUGGUCCUUGUGCUGAACCUGGGGGACUGUGAAUACAGGCUGCCCAUCCCCUUCCCCAUUUUCCAGCUGGGGCUCACCCUGCUCUCCGUCCUCCUCUACGCCAGCGCACUGGUCCUCUGGCCUCUCUACCAGUUUGAUGAGAAGGUGGGUGGCCAGCCCCAGCGGUCCAGCGAUGUUAGCUGCAAAGAUGAGCUCACCUACUCCGUGUGCGCCUGGGACCAACGACUGGCUGUGACAGUCCUGACAGCCAUCAACCUGCUGAUUUAUGUGGGUGACCUGGUGUACUGGUCCUGUCUGUUUUCUGUAGGGACUGAGGAUCAUCAAUGGGCUCCUGAGUCACUCUUCUCACCAGAGGUAUCUCUACAGAGUUCUGACGUCCCUUGACGUCUUCUUCCUGGCUCUCCUCACUCCCUUCUCACAUCCUUCCUCACUCAUCUCACUCUCUUUUAUAUCUCCUUCCCUUCUUUGGCUCCGACUCCCUUCCUCUUUUCUUUGCUUACCCGAACUCUGCUUUGCCUCUUUCUCUUUCCAUUCUCAUAUUUUCUACAUUUUUCUUCCUUUUGGUCCUUUUCUGCUCAUUCUGAGACUCUCUUGUAUCCUGAGUCCCUCUUCCCAGUUUUCCUCCUCUGAUCAAUGUGGACCCUGACACUUCUUCCUCCUCGCCCACCCCCACCCCACAAGGUGCUGAACUCACAUCACACAGCCCUCUGUGCAGCUCUUCCUACCCUGGGCUUCGGGAGGGGGCUUGUUGCCAAAGUCUGCUUGUUGCCCUGGCUGUGCCUUAGUUGGUGUAUGUCUUGGGGUGUGUUGGGGGUGGUAGCUAGACAUUGGGCCCCCUUUCUCUCAUAAGAGGGGGGUGUACAGUGUGGAUUACCUUUAAGUUAAAAAAAAUUCAGGAGGUCAACAAUUUCCAAAUGGGAAUCUUGAAGCAGGGUCAUUGGAAACAUGAGCCCCACCUGGUGCUCAGCCCCACCUGAUCCUGGCUCCAGAAUUAUUCUAGGUUUACUAAACACCACCAAUUAGGGCCAUCUUGAGGGAAGUUGGGGUGAUGUCCAUCUUAACUACUCUCUAGGGAGUCAAAAAAAGGAGCUGACAAUGAACCCCAAGAUUUUGAAGACUACUGUCUAGUUUUCAGGGGCAGUGAUGUGGUCUUCCUGCCUCAUUGUGAAAUACAUCAUGUCCUGCCUUUUCAGGGAGAAGAAAAUGCCCAUUGCCAGCCUUAAAGCUGUAGCCUGCUUGUUUUUUUUUUUUUUUUUUUUUUUUUUCUGGCCAGGAAGUUGACUCUAUUCUUAAAGAGGAAGUUUCUUUUCAAAUUUCUUGGUCAGGUGGGUUGGGUGUGUGGGAAUUGCUGCUGCCACAGUGAAUGGAAUUUCAUGGCCUGACUGUGUGGUGCACACACAGGUGUGUUUCUGUGUGCCAGUUGCUUUCUGCUGCUGCUUCCUGAUUCUUGGGGAUGUAGGCAUGGUGGGAUCUAGGUCAAUAUAUGUCAUUUUUUAAGAUUCCCCAGAGCUUGGGUUACCAUCAACCCCUGGUGUCGGUCAUAGAGAAAAGCCUUGUCCCUUCUCCCACAUUCAUAAUGUGCCUUUUCGUCUCAAUACAAAGAUGAGAAAAAACAAAGGACCCCCACCAAACCAAAAUCUAAAUAUUCUAACUGCCCCCAAAUUGUCCAGAGCUCAGAUGAGUCCUGGCCAAUUUCUUUCCUCACCCAAAACAGUUUCUAGGAGCCCCUCCCACUGGCUCCCCAACCCCACCUUAGCUUGAGCCUAGAGGUGAGGCCCAGCCUAUGAAACAAGAUGUUGCCUCCCCCAGUGCCCCACAUCCAGUCCCCUAGCUCUUCAAAUACCCUGAAUUCUCCUGGAUGUGUCUCUUUAAAGAUGUAUACCCGAGUGAAUGCUCAGUGUGUGGGUGUGUGUGUGAGAGAGAGAGAGAGAGAGAGAGAGAGAGACCCUGUGCUCCACUGCUUUGAGACCAGUAUCCCUUUGCAAUAACUAGUGGCUGUGGAGGCACCACAAGCCUUCUUCCUUUCCUAUUCACAACACAAAACCCCAGAACCCAGUAUCCUAGUGUCAGCAGGGCAGGGCAGAGGGGCCAGACCAGUAGGCUGUGGGGGAGGGAAGGGGAAGGACCCUCAUGGUUGCCUCUCAAUCUUGUCCUGGGAGGAAGCCUGAGUCUCUUACCCAGGGGCAGGCGCUAUGGAUGGGGACGGCUCACAGGGAUUGUCCCCCUGGCAAGAAAAUCUUAAGAAUCAGUGAAAUAAAAUUCGUAUUUGAAGGCAAGACAAAAAAACUUAAACAUAAAAAUUUUCUCUGCACUGUGCACCUCCUCCCUCCCCUCUAGUGUGAGUGGUGCAUCUGCGUUACAUGUUAACCAGACCUCCCCAAGGGCAAAAAUGUCUGAUCCGCAAUAAGGAUGGAUUUUUUUUAUGAGGUACGACCUCACACCAGUCAGAAUGGCCACCAC
Molecule: messenger RNA, 5629 nt
Organism: Sus scrofa (pig)
Lineage: Eukaryota; Metazoa; Chordata; Mammalia; Artiodactyla; Suidae
Product: myeloid-associated differentiation marker-like
Cellular component (GO): cell-cell junction; plasma membrane
Source: RefSeq, a predicted model, not a curated record